Molecule: messenger RNA, 1407 nt
Organism: Xenopus laevis (African clawed frog)
Lineage: Eukaryota; Metazoa; Chordata; Amphibia; Anura; Pipidae
Exons: 3
Coding region: 208-1377 (389 amino acids)
Source: RefSeq, a predicted model, not a curated record
AAAGGGAGAGAUACCUGGUGGCGGGAAAAAAGGGGGCGGGCUGGGGGAGGUAAAGGGGGCUGGUGCAGAGAAGGGACAGAUGCUUAAGGAGGAAACCAAGCCAGGAGCAGCAGACUAAUUUUUGUUUUUGUUUCAGGUAGAUCUCUAAGAGCUGUGCGGCAAGAACUCAUCAGGAUAUCUGCUGGAAGAGAUCCGGUCAUCGCUGAGAUGGAGGUGAAUGCGGCCCAAGGGGUGAAAAUCGGAGCGACGAAGAGGAGAGCCAUGAUGCCCAGGAGGUUCCGGGAAGAGACAGAAGGCUCGGCAGGGGACAUCGCUAGGCCCAAGAAGAGGGUAAGUUGUUCCAUGCAGGUCAGGAGUCGGUCAGCGAGCGGUGGAUGCGGCAGAAGAGACGGCGUCGUCGGCGAAGAGGAGGAAGCAUCGCGAGAACGAGAACCAGAUCAAGAUGACGUCACUUCUGGGUCGACGAACAGCACUGAACCGGUGGUGCGGAAAAGGAAGAAGUUUGGAGGCGCACAGAGGAUCGAGGAGCAGCACAACAAGGAGCAUCCAAGGAAGAGGCAAUGGUAUAACCAGAGGAUACCUGGAUGGGCAGUGGGACAGGAGUUUCCAUAUUGGGAUGGUUAUCGGGUGCCGAGUCUCCAGUUUAGAAACAGGGAGGAAGAGGAGAGCUGGUUGCAGUGGAGGAAAGAAAGAACACAAAGACAAGAGGAGGAGGCUGGCCCAUCAACAAGGAGGGAAAAAGAAGCCUAUCCAACAAAUACAAGGGUGCAGGAAAAGCAGAAAGAGGAUACAAGCACACAGAGACCAAUCGUGGCAACCGCUACAAAGGAGGCACCUAUGGCAAGGUGUGGAUCUGCUGUCAACAUAUUGGUCAUAGGGCACUCAUUUAUUUUUGGGCCAAAAAAGCAUGCAGCAGGGCAACAGCUGGGGUUACCAAAGGAACACAUGAAGUUGGCAUGGCAGGGUUGGAGAGGUAUGAGAUGGGAGCAACUAAAAGGUAGGUUCUAUAACGCGCUCCAUCGAGUUAAUUUCGUGCAUUUAGUUAUAAUUCAUACAGGGGGAAACGAUCUCACGUCAAAAAAGACUCCAGCACUCAUAGAGAACAUGAGGGCCGACUUGGCGGAGAUGCUGGAAAACAGGAAGGUCGGGGGGUUAGCUUGGUCAGACAUUAUACAGAGGAGCAAUUGGAGGGGGGCAAAUUCACCCAAAGGCGUGGAGAAAGCUAGAAAGAAAGUGAACCGGGCCAUGCAUAAAUUCAUGUGUUCCUUUGGGAAAGGUAUCAUAAGGCACGACAACAUAAGAAGUGGCGGGCGGGAAAAAAGGGGGCGGGCUGGGGGAGGUAAAGGGGGCUGGUGCAGAGAAGGGACAGAUGCUUAAGGAGGAAACCAAGCCAGGAGCAGCAGACUA